Molecule: messenger RNA, 894 nt
Organism: Paramecium tetraurelia
Lineage: Eukaryota; Ciliophora; Oligohymenophorea; Peniculida; Parameciidae
Exons: 2
Biological process (GO): DNA replication, removal of RNA primer; mismatch repair
Cellular component (GO): ribonuclease H2 complex
Molecular function (GO): RNA binding; RNA-DNA hybrid ribonuclease activity
Source: RefSeq, a predicted model, not a curated record
AUGAAAAAUAAAUAAAUUGAUACUGAGGAAAUAGUGAAAUAGGUACUAUCUAAUGUUUCUGAGUCUUUUGAAGAAUUAAAGCAAAAUUUUGAUUGGUAACUUGGAAUUGAUGAAGCUGGCAGAGGACCGGUUUUGGGACCAAUGUUAUAUGCUUCAUGCUAUUGGCCCACUAAAUAUCACAAAUUAAUUUCAGAAACUUGUAAAUUUGUAGACUCUAAGUAAAUUAACGAAGCAGCGCGUGAUAAGCUAUUUGAUGUGUUGACUUAAUUGAAGGGUAAGGUGUUGACAUUUGAAACGCGAGAAUUAACCGCGGAAUAUUUAUCAAAAAAUUAAUUAGCCCACUUAACAAUUAAUUUAAAUGAUAUAUCUCAUAAUACAGCUGCAGAACUCAUUUAAAGCGCAAUUUAAAAAGGUUAUAAAAUAACAGAAAUUUUCGUUGACACAGUUGGACCGAAGCAAACAUACAAAAACUUCUUAUAAGGAAAACUUCAAGAAAUAGGAAAAGAGGCAAAUAUUGUGGUUGAAGAGAAGGCUGACUCAAAAUAUGCAAAUGUAAGUGCAGCCUCAAUCUGCGCUAAAGUUACAAGGGAUUAUCGAAUAACAUUAAUACAAUAAGAGAUUUUACCUAAUGAUUCUAUUGGAUCUGGGUAUCCUGGUGAUCCAAAAACCAAAAAAUAUUUGGAAAAUACAAACAUACCAUUUUUUGUAUAUCCAAAAUAUGUCAGAUUUUCAUGGUAAACCAUAAAAACCAUAAUCAAUGAUCGAGAUUUGAAUAUUGAUUAUAAAGACGAGCAAGAAGCAGCAAAAUAAGUAUAGAAAUUACCGGACUACUUUAAUGUAAAAGCAACCAAGUAUAGUUAUAGAUCUUUAUUAUUUUCCAAUUGCAUACUUUGA